Molecule: messenger RNA, 2807 nt
Organism: Lineus longissimus
Lineage: Eukaryota; Metazoa; Nemertea; Pilidiophora; Heteronemertea; Lineidae
Exons: 7
Coding region: 303-2288 (661 amino acids)
Biological process (GO): homophilic cell-cell adhesion; heterophilic cell-cell adhesion
Cellular component (GO): adherens junction
Molecular function (GO): protein binding
Source: RefSeq, a predicted model, not a curated record
AAAGACAUCAUACACGGUCAACACAGUCAUGUUAUCUGAUAAUUUGCUAUGUUAAUUUGCCAUGUUAACGAUCGUAGGGAACAGUGGGUCAGACCAGGGAGAGGCCAACCAAAUGACAUCAAGUCACCAAACGUUAUGUCAUAUCGCCUAGAGUCAUUCGCGUUCAUCGAAUCGUUUUGGAAUAACACCAACAGUCAUCACCUUCAAGUGGAGAUACCUGCAGCAGAGAUAUAUUGUUAUAGAUAUAAGUGUAAUCCUUUCUCGGAGUUCAUCAUCUUAAUAGAAUUUUGAUCACUAUCACGAUGAAACUUCUGCCGCUUUUGGCUUUUUCACUUAUCCAAUUUCAAGAUACCCUCGGGAUGACGAUAAUGAACAAACUUAAUAAUUCACGACCACAGCUUGGCGAAACGAUAACGCUUAGCUGUAACAUUGCGGAUGGAACCGCCAGAACUGUAACGUGGUGGAAAGACAAAUACCAGGGACCGAGAGCAGUAUAUCUGACGUACAAUUGCACGGUUGUUUCAGAGAAGUACAAACCAAGAUUAAAAAACGUUCAGUGUGACAGAAUUAAUUAUAAUUUUCGAUUGAAUAAUGUUCAAAUUUCGGACUACGGGAAUUGGGGGUGUGAGGCUGAUGGAAGAGUGGCCACCACCAGACUGAGAUUGAAUAUUUUAGUCCCACCCCUUACACCGACAGUCACUAAUCCAUCGCCUGUCAAUGCAGGAGACACGGCAAAAUUCACCUGCAAUGCCGAAAAUGUCGAUGUCACGAAACCAGUUACCUACACGUGGACUAAGAACGGCAAAAUCCUGUCACCAGGGACUUUUGAACCUGGUGCUCUUCUUAUUACACCCGUCACCGUGGGACAUGCUGGAAAAUAUGCCUGUGUCGCAAAAAAUGAUGCUGGAUCUAAGUCAAGCACUGAACAGGAUUUCGUUGUAAACUGUCCACCCUCUGCACCCAGCCAACUCGAGGUAGUCAACUCAACUGCUGUAGCAGUGACCCUUAAAUGGAUUUCAGAGUUCAAUGGUGGAUAUGAGCAGAGAUUUUAUGUCCAAUACAAGAUGUCUGUCGAAAACUGGGAUGUUGCUCCGGAGGUUCCUCUAGGAGGAAUAUCAGAUCCAGGUCUCAAGAAAGUCGCGUAUCAUAGGGUUAGGGAUCUCGAGUCGGAUGUUAGGUAUCAAUUUCGAGUGCGUAGUAAGAGUUCCCACCUCUGGACUCACACGAGUAACUUCAGCAACAUAGCAUCUAGGAGAACACCAGAAAAACCCAAAAUGUCCCUCAUAGUUGUGAGCCGGACAUACAACAAAGUUACGGUGCGCUGGAAACAAGUGACUGGAAAAUAUACUGGGCUUAAGAUCAGAUACUGCCAAAGUGACACAGAACACUGCGGGGAUUACACCGUGCCUAACCCAGAGAACAACAAUGCAGCCUUUUUCGUUGAUGCCAACAAAACAUAUUACUAUUAUAUGAUUGUUGAAGAUGGUGGCGAUGUCGUGUACAGGAGCACGGACUUCAAGAAUGAAAUCGAUGACAAGAGUAACGCGCAAGCUGUUGUCUCCAAGACGAACACAGGUUUUGCUCUUGUUGGCGGUCUGGUUGGAGGAUCUGUCAUUGUAGCUACAUUAGUCGUCACUGUGGCAGUUGUUUUAUGGAAACGUGGACUGGUGCGAUGGGGGCAGAGUCAUCGACCUGCAAAUGAUACCUUAGUUUACGAUGACACAAGAAUCGUCAGGAAUCAGCAACCUUUAAAUGACACUGUAGAUUACGAUGAUACGAGGGUUGAACUCACAAAAGCCGGCAAAGCCUCUGUACGUACAUACGAGAAUACUGAACAACCAACGGUCAUGGGACACCACGUUCAAAUACACGGAAUCCUUGGGAACGAGCCAGCGCACUCAGACGAUGACAUAGACGCAUACGACUACGUCGAUAGUCAUCAUACACGGCAGAAAGGUGCUUCAAGUGAAAACCCAGAUAAUCAAACGGAAUAUGCCCCGGCCUUCGAUCAGCUUAGGCAGAAUUUGUCAAGCGGGGAAAAAAGGCGGCAGGAAAGACAGGGGACUGAAGACACAUACAACAACUUAAUAAUCCCCGUACAAGAACAGCCUGGCCAAAGCAUAGUCGAAAGCGGUGCGAGCCAAACAAAUGGGGCCCAUAAGCGGACUCCAAGUCGCUUGAAUGACGAUAUGACUGACAACCAAGAGUCACUUUAUGCACAUUUAGGUCCAGUAGCACCAUUUAAACAUGGAGAGUAUCUGAACCUCAGACAGCCAAGUCAGGAAUAAUUGGGUAUCGGCAUCCCAAUAGGCGGCGCUAGUCUUCAUUAGCGUUUUCGUCAGAGUUACACCCACUCUAGUCAAGCCAUCAUCUGCUGGCUCCGUUAGCUGAUUGAGUUGCGUCCACACACAGACAUCUCUGUCACUACACCUUGCGGUGGUCGUCAGAGUAACAUGAUGUAUUGUUUUGUAAAAUUUUAAUCGAUUAGGCAGAUGGAUACCGUCAGAUGUGUCACGCCAGUUUUCAUCGGCACAAAAUACCUAAGUACACUUUGAGUCAUGCUAUUUUUUACCUGAUCAAGCCACAUUGAAAUGAGCGUCUCCCGUCGUCAGCAGAGGGAAUAAUGAGCGAGUGAAGGGUAGGCCAAGCUAUUUAUGCGCUCACCGUAGUGAAUAGAUGUAGUCACUGGUGUUCAACAUCCUCGGCAACAUUUAUCGUAUUGCUAGGAAGUAUUGGGAGAGAGAUGGGACAUUCAUUUGAGUUUACCGUGUGGAAUACAAAUAGUUCCCUCAUUCCCCCGAAAUACC